Anoplophora glabripennis (Asian longhorned beetle) is the source of this 7190-nucleotide messenger RNA. RefSeq names its product plexin-B. The transcript has 15 exons. The record is from RefSeq and is a predicted model, not a curated record. The coding region runs from base 558 to 6296 and encodes 1912 amino acids. Gene Ontology annotation, biological process: regulation of cell shape; sensory neuron axon guidance; regulation of GTPase activity. Gene Ontology annotation, molecular function: semaphorin receptor activity; protein binding. Gene Ontology annotation, cellular component: semaphorin receptor complex. NCBI's taxonomy places the organism in Eukaryota, Metazoa, Arthropoda, Insecta, Coleoptera, Cerambycidae.
UGAAGUUUAGUUUGCGCUCGGUGUCGGUACAUCAGCAGUGAAAUGUAUAGCUGCAUCGAUGUAAUUUGGGAAUCAAGAAUUUGUUAGUGUACAGACACUCCCAAAUAAAUAUAGAAAAUAAAGUAAGUUGAUGAGAAAAGUAAAGCCAAAAAUAAAGUGAAGUUUAUAGAUGAGUGACCAAGGAUGAUGCCAAAACACAAAGAAUUCAAGUUUGUAACACUCCUGAUAGAAGGUUUCAAAAUGGAGUAGAUAUACAUUUGUUGUUGUUAUAAAGAAAGGCAACGUGUGUUUGCCGUUUGCUGUAAUAAAUAAUAACAGACACCGCUCUGUGCAUAUCAUAUUUCACAUCAAAACCAUUUCCCAUGGUUGGCAAAUAGUGUGUAUGUUCCUUGUGCAGAAAACCACUAGUUCUUGGAUGCUGGGAUCUAUGUAUGACCUUUGUGUAUCGAGAUAUUCAAAAUCAUUCACCGAAUAUCGAUGUAAGUGAUGUGGAUGCGGAACGAAGUGGAUUCGGUGCACGCCAUCACCAAGGCUAGGAGCAUGCACCGGGCGUCUUCAUGGUGGUAAAACCCUUUCAUGGUGCAACGGUGGGCCGCACCGUGGCAGGCAUUUGGCUGCUGCUUCUAGCGGGGCUGUGGGGGCGCGCUUCUGCAGGCAUUCUGCUAGCGCAUUACCCUGGCCCCGCCGAUCCCCCCAUGCGUUUCACUCACAUGGCCGUGGACCAGAAAACCAAGCGAGUUUACGUCGGAGGGACCAACCACAUCCUCCAGUUGGACCCGGACUUGCGCCUGGAACACCUAGUGACCACCGGCCCGAAGAAUGACAGUCCCCUGUGCCACGCGACGGGGUGUAGCGACCCCGGCAUCCCCGUUUCGUUGAUGGACAACUACAACAAGAUUCUGCUUAUAGAGCCCGAGUCUAGGACUUUGAUCGCUUGCGGGUCUCUCUCCCAAGGCGCUUGCUACAAGUAUAAGCUGAGUAAUAUCAGUGCCGAGGCCGAUUUCAUCCCGAAGAGCAUAGCGGCGAAUGACGCCAAUGCUUCCACUUACGCCUACAUAGGCCCUAAGAAAUACAAUUUAUGGGGACGUUCGAAUAUUCUCUAUGUAGGAACCACCUUCACUAACAAUGGAGAGUAUAGACACGACGUUCCAGCCAUAGCGAGUCGGGACCUGGAUUCGCUAGAAAUAGCAGAGUAUUCGUUUAGCAAGCAGUCCCUUUUGAGCAUUGACGUUAAGUAUAGAGAUCACUUUAUCGUACAAUACGUAUACGGUUUCAAUGCUAGUGACUAUGCGUAUUUCGUUAUCGUUCAGAAACAGUCACAUUUGCCCGGUCAAGAGGAACAAGGUUACGUCUCCAGGUUGUCGAGGACCUGCAUCAACGAUGCGAAUUACGACAGUUACACGGAGGUUACACUGCAAUGCACCGAUUCGGAUAUGAAAUACAACUUAGUGCAAGAUGCUAAGAUCGCAUUUGCCGGAGAGGAACUAGCCACAGCGUUAGGUAUAUCGGUGGGUUCUCCGGUGUUAGUAGCGGUGUUCCGACCCGCCAAGGGAAUCACCAACGAGCCCCAGAACUACUCGGCACUAUGCUUGUACCCAUUAAGGGACAUUGAAGGGAAAUUUAUCGAAAACAUCCACAUGUGCUUUAACGGUAGCGUUAAGUACCGCAAUAUGGGGUAUGUGUCCGGUCCGAUUCUGGACGGUAAGUGUCCUAAUAGCGGGUCGGCCGGGAAUAUUCCUAACUUCUGUGAAGUUGGACUGAAAAUCAGUGGGGUGACACCUUUGGUUACGACGGCGGCUCUCACUUUUCCCAACACCUCUCUAUCCUCCGUGACGACUGCGUCCACGGGAAGGCACGUUUUGGCUUUUCUAGGUACAACAGACGGCAAAAUAAAAAAGGUGCUGCUUUCCGGACCGGAACCGCCAGAGUAUGAAGAAGUUGUCGUCGACAAGGGGAACAGUAUUUUGCCAGAUACGAUUCUGUCACCCUCGGGUGACUACCUCUAUGUUCUCUCGACUGCCAAGAUUUCCAAAAUUAAUGUGGAACAUUGCAGUACGUACAGCAACUGUUCUUCGUGUCUUGAAUCCAAAGACCCCUAUUGUGGAUGGUGUUCUCUAGAGAAAAGGUGUACAAUCCGCAGCGCUUGCCAGAAAGCCUCCCACAGCGCGCCACGCUGGCUCUCUCUGGGGACGGGCCAGCAGUGCAUUGAUUUCGAGCAGGUUCUUCCGGAACGUAUACCGAUCAAUCAAAUGACAAACGUCCGCUUAACCAUAAGAACUCUCCCCGAACUUCCGUAUGGCGCUAAAUACAAGUGCGUGUUCGGCUCUGCCGAGCCGAUCGAUGCCGAGGUAACAGAAUUCGGACUGUCUUGUCUCACCCCGGAAAUAUCCAGACGUCCUAGGAUACCGCCGAAGAUGGACCACGUCUUAGUACCGCUCAGUGUAAGAUCUUCGGAAACGAACAAGGAUUUCGUUUCAAGGAACUUUGCCUACUACGAUUGCGAGAAACACGCAACUUGUGGAGAGUGCGUUCGAUCGAAGUGGGCUUGCAAUUGGUGCGUUUACGAAAAUAAAUGUAUGCAUAACAUUUCCACAUGUCAACGGAGCAUUAUCAGCGGAGAAAACAAUCCGAUUCGUUUGGCAAAUCAUGGCUUCGCGUACUGUCCGCAAUUCAAAAAACGAGACGUUAUACUACUGCCGAACAAUGUACUUAAAGAAAUCGUGUUCGAUGUUAAAAACUUGCCGCACCCACAACCAGGGCAUACAGGUUUCCAGUGUAUAAUCGUCAUCGAGGGUGCUACAAUGUUAGUUCCGGCUAGAGUCGAAGGGAAAAGCGUCAUAGUUUGUGAUAAAACAACGUAUUCGUACGAAGCUAACGAGGGAGAGAACGAGGCGAGCGUUAAAGUUGUAUGGAAUCGUAAUCACCACGUGGAUUCAAUCAAUGUUAUUUUGUAUAAAUGUGAUAUUUUGGGGUCGCAUAGGGAACACGCCGAUUGUUCGUUGUGCGUCACAAGAAAUUCCAAGUACCAGUGCACUUGGUGUGAGAAUUCUUGUCAGUAUGCGGAAAGUUGUCAGCACACUCCCCAUAUCGAGUGCCCGCGUCCCAGAAUCGACAUGAUAAAACCUCUGAGCGGUCCCAUCGAAGGCGGAACGUUAGUAACAAUAGAAGGUAGUAAUUUAGGCCUUAAAAAGGAAGACGUGUUGGGGAAGAUAAAAAUAGGCCAAGUCCCCUGCGUCCUGGUGAACUACGAGGUGUCCGUUAAAAUUCAAUGCGUCACCGGCCCUUCCCGAGCGGAGAUGACAGCGCCUAUAAAAGUCGGCAACGAAGCGGGCUUCACGGAAUCCUCCGUCGAAUUCAGUUACAAAGACAUCAGGCUCUCCGGAAUAUACCCUUCCAUCGGCCCGCAGUCCGGCGGUACGCAAUUGGCUAUAACCGGUCAAUAUUUGAACAUCGGCUCGGAGAUAACGGCGUACCUAGACGAGUAUUUGUGUCAGGUUAACCUGACUCAAGCGUCGAGCGGGCGGUUAACGUGCAUAACCUCGAAAGCGCAAAGGCCGACGAAUAUAGCCAAACUAACUCUGAGUAUAGAUGGCGCUAACCGCACCUUAGAAGGAAAUCCUUUUAACUACACGCAGGACCCGACGAUCAUGGAAAUCAAGCCUCUGAACAGUUUCGUGUCGGGCGGGAAGAUGAUCUUCGUGCACGGCACGAACUUGGACAGCAUACAGAAGCCCGAGAUGGAGAUUUAUUCGUACACGGAGCCUAGCGUGCCGAUAAAUCGGACGAUUUGUACCGUGCUAAGUGCUACGCAAAUGGAAUGCCCCAGUCCGCCGGUGAACCGCCACUUUUUGUCUUACAGCAGUAGAAGCAAGAGGUCGCUUCGUAAACCGGCCGCUAUAAAGAUGAAGGAGCCCAAAUUAACGCUAAAAAUAGGCUUUCUCAUGGAUAACGUUCAGUCGGUGAGGGAUUUGGAAAAGCACUUCCCGAAUCUGCGGUUUCAGUUGUUGUACGUCGAAGAUCCGAAGUUCUUUAAAUUCCCCAGUCAAGUUAAACUGUACAAAGGCGAUACACUGGUUAUAGAAGGUGAAAACUUGAAUUCGGCUAGCGACGAGGCGGACGUAGUGGUCACGAUUGGCACGAAACCGUGUAACGUCACCAGUUUGGCGAUGACCCAACUCGUGUGUUCCCCGCCCGAGCAACAGCCUAUGGACACCGAUGAGAAUGGAUUUAAGACUGAAAUGAACCUUCCCCUGGUCGUGGUUAGAGUAGGAAAGAGUUUAAGGUUUCCUAUAGGUUAUCUCCGUUACGACAUAUUUAAAACUUUCGCUUUUCCCCCGGAAGCUAUAAUAAUGAUAGCCGUGGGUAUAUUAUUAUUCGUACUGUUUUUCGUUGCCGUUUUGUUCGUGUACCGAAGGAAAUCCACGCAAGCAGAGAGGGAAUACAAGAGGAUCCAGAUUCAGAUGGAUACUUUGGAGAGCAACGUUAGGUCUGAAUGCAAACUAGCUUUCGCAGAGUUGCAAACGGAUAUGACUGAUCUCACCGCCGAUUUGGAAAAUUCCGGUAUUCCGACCCUGGACCACACCAGUUACAUUAUGAAAGUUUUCUUUCCCGGCGUUAGUGACCACCCGAUUUUAAACGCCCCUAAGGUCAGGAUAAACGGCCCGAGAACGAACUAUGACACGGCUAUGCUUCAGUUCGAGCAACUAAUCAAUAACAAAUAUUUUAUAUUGACUUUUAUAGAAAUUUUAGAAUCCCAGAAGUCUUUUAAUAUUAGGAAUAAAGUAAACGUAGCGUCCUUACUAAUGGUAGUGUUAAUGAGUAAAAUGGAAUAUGCAACGGAUAUUCUAAAAAGUUUAUUAUUGCGUUUAAUAGAUAAGUCUGUAAAUACGAAACACCCACAACUAAUGUUAAGAAGAACGGAAAGUGUGGUAGAGAAAAUGUUGACGAACUGGAUGGCUCUCUGUAUGUACCAUUAUCUCAAGGAAUACGCGGGUUCCUCCUUAUUUUUGUUAUUCAAAGCCAUCAAACACCAAAUUGAAAAAGGACUCGUCGAUGCCAUAACACACGAUGCUAGAUAUUCCCUGUCUGAGGAGCGACUUCUAAGAGAAAACGUCGAACAUAGCUUUGUGACGUUGCAUAUCGUCCAGGACGAUCUCGACGAGAAGAUACAGUGCAAAGUGUUAGACUGUGAUACCAUCAGUCAGGUGAAAUCAAAAAUUCUAGACGCUCUCUUCAAGAACACCCCCUUCUCGUUGCGCCCCUCCAUCUACGAAGUAGACUUGGAAUGGAGGCACGGCCGCGGCGGUCACUUAACGCUGCAAGACGAAGAUCUAACCACUAAGACCAUCGGCGGUUGGAAAAAGUUGAAUACGUUGGCACAUUACGGUGUUAAGGAAAGCGCGGUUAUGUCUCUAAUCUCCCGCCAAAACGAUAGCUUUAAUAAUUGUAAACAACCUUGCCAUAAUUGCGUCACGGGAAUGUAUUUGAACAAUUCCCAGUCCCCUAUUAUUACUACGAACGGUGACAUUGAAACCGGGAACAACCCUCGAAUCUACCACUUGGUCAAGCCGAUCGAAGAUCACCAGUUUCCGAACAAUAAGUUGAUAGAGCGUACGCAUAAAGCUAUUCCGGAAAUAUUUCUUACGAGACUAUUAUCCACUAAAGGCACCAUUCAGAAAUUUGUCGACGAUUUUUUUCUAACGAUCCUAACGGUGAACGAGGCGUUACCGCCGGCCGUUAAAUGGCUUUUCGAUCUUCUCGACGACGCGGCUAGGAAACACGGUAUACAAGAUCCCGAGGUCGUGCACGCUUGGAAAUCUAACAGUCUUCCUCUAAGGUUUUGGGUUAAUUUUAUUAAGAAUCCCGACUUUAUUUUUGAUAUAAAUAAAACCACGACGUUGGAUUCUUGUUUGUCCGUCAUAGCCCAGACAUUUAUGGACUCCUGCUCUACCACGGAACACCGCCUUGGAAAGGACUCGCCCUCAAACAAACUCCUUUUCGCCAAGGAUAUACCGAGAUAUAGGGAAAUGGUGGCGCAAUUUUACAGCGAUGUCGCGAUGUUGCCGGUUAUAACUGACCAAGAGAUGGGAUCUGCGAUGCAGCAGUUGUCUGCGCAACAGGCCGAGGAGUUCGAUACUGUGGCAGCUUUGAAAGAACUCUACAUCUAUGUAACAAAAUAUAGAGAGCCAAUUCUCGAAGCGCUGACAACGGAUCCAAACUGCAGGCGUUUGCAUCUGGCCCAGAAAUUGGACAGUGUGGCAUACACGUUGGGAGGGGAGGAAACUUCUGCCUGCUGACCUAAUCAGUCACCUGAUCCCCUGCUGCCCAGAACCUUGGCGCCCUGAUUCCAUGCGUAUUGUACACAUACAUGCUUUUCACGAAAAUUGGCCGAGUAAUUUUUCAUUAAUACGUUUUGAUUUGUUAAUUUUCGAAGUUCGUCCGAUGAUACGGUUCAAAAUAAUUACCAUGGGUAUUUGUCUUCUUAAAAAUUAUCGUUUUUGUUGCAAUGGACUAAACGUGUUCUGUUGCAGUUAGACUAGUGCGGAAAAAGCAUGUUUGUGUGUUCGAGCGUGUUAUACUGUGAUAUGGCGCACGAUCAGGUGACUGUGAUUGGAUGAGUACUUACCCUCCAGCGGCUGCUAGUUUCCUUUCCGAGUGCCUCGCUACGCUGAUGGGACGUGACAAGGACAGUGUAUACGCGCCGUGGCGCAAUUUUGUAGCGCACUUUUGUUCGGUCCGGUUAGCCUAGUUUAAAGUAGAAUUAAUAGGACAUUUGUUCUACAUGUAUUCGACUGAUAUAUAACAUAAAUAUUUACUUUGGGUUUUCUAUUCGGAACGGUUGGGAAAGUAUUUAAAACGACACUGCCGUAGGCGGAAUCUCAAACUGAUGAAAAUCACCCUCACAUUGCCAUAUCUUUAAUAAACAAAGGUAAUUUAGGUAUAACGUGAGCAAAGAAGAAAACAACAAAAGAAAACAUGUUUAAAUAUUAGAGAUGGGCACUUUCGGAAAACUUUGUUACGGACAUGUCGAUGAAAUGUCCGGACAUGUCGGGAAAAGUACUUUUGACCUUGAAUUUAGACUUUUAGACUGGUUUCUAAUUUUCCCCGAACAGCCAAUACACUUUUUUAAAUGUUUUUCCAUCCUACUGGAAUUCUUAAAAAUUGUUUUUGAGUAGAAGUUACAUUUAUAA